Messenger RNA from Branchiostoma belcheri (Belcher's lancelet), 2327 nucleotides. RefSeq names its product somatomedin-B and thrombospondin type-1 domain-containing protein-like. The record is from RefSeq and is a predicted model, not a curated record. Bases 517 to 1314 code for a protein of 265 amino acids. Lineage: Eukaryota; Metazoa; Chordata; Leptocardii; Amphioxiformes; Branchiostomatidae. The transcript has 4 exons.
AAACAGGCGGGAUCGCGCGCGCUGCGAGAGGCGAGGAGCAUAGCAGAAAGGCGGGCGCGCUCUCUGUAGGGUUGUCCCCGGGUCAGAAUUGUUUGAGGGGUGGCGGUGAAAUUCGCCGAGACAGAUGUGCCAGCGGUACACACAGUAGUACAGCACGUCUUAGCGGAUUUGUAGGUCGAGCGGAAUUUGGACACCGCCUGGACUGUUGGAGCUCGCCGGUGAAACAUCCCUGGUUCACAGGUUGCUGAGAGAGAGAGAGGACUGUCCCCGGUCUGGUAUCGUAUUGUCUUCGUUGUCAGCUCGCACCGAUGGAUUGCAAAUAGUUGUUCGAUUGGGCGGGCAAACAACAGACGGAGCCGGCGGGCCGGGAUGAAAGCCUCGUGAAGCAACGAGAGGGAGAGAGAGACUGCGAGAGAGGGACAGGAAGAGAUACCGUGAGCGAGCCGUGUGAGCGCGCCGUGUAUGUGAGCUCGUGAAGAGUGUAGGGUGUGUGUGAGGAGCCGACCCGGAAGAGAGAUGGAAAUGUUUCGCGGCGUCGUUGUUGCUGUUGUUGUUGUACUGUGGGUGUGUUUGUGCGGUGUACGGUACGUGCACGGAGACUGUCGCGACCGCCCCGAGCCCCAGUGUUGCACGGGACGGGACGCUUUCUGUCACAACUACGGCCUCAGGACAGACAAUCGCUACGGCCCCUGCUACUGCGACGAAGCCUGUACCUCUCAGCAAGACUGCUGCCGAGACUAUAACUGGAUAUGUAUCCCCGUGGACUGUGAGGUCGGGGAGUGGUCGGGUUGGUCCGCCUGCACCAGUUCGUGCGACAUCGGGUUCGCCGAGCGGCGGCGACGGGUGAGGAAGGAGCCGAAGAACGGCGGCAAGGCGUGCCCUCCCGAGGUGGAGAGACGAGGCUGUUACGCCUGGGACGCACGGAGAUGUGAUCCAGCCACAGAUGUUGCCUUGCUCACCCCAGCCGAGUUUAGCCGCGAUCAGUACCCAGACUUCAGACCCAAAAGAGUCAUCAACACUAGGAAGAGCUACUGUGUGUUCUUCUACAUGAACGAGGUCCCGACCACCUGUAUCCUCCACCGGCAGGCGGGGCAGUGGACCCACGCGCUGCAGCCGCGCUCCACGGUGUGUGUGGAGUGUCAGCCCGCCGCCAUGGACAGGAACGGCCGCUGCUCGGGGGACGGCGUGGACGACGGCUCGACCCUGUGGAAGGCCAUGGGCGUGACGGGGUGCCAGGGCUCGUGGCUGCGCGCCGAGAAGAGAGACGACUGCAACUGUGGAGACAGACCCGGCACGGAUUUCCUGUUCGUGUGAUGCUCGAGCUCUCACAAACGUGAACAAAACAAAAGUGUGAUUUUUCUCUGUACGUUUUUAUCAGCACUUUGUUUUCGUUGAAACCCAUUUGCGUUGAUACAUGAAAUGGUUAAACCUUCGAUCCAACUCAAGGACAAAUGAGCCUAGAACUGGACGAAUGUACUCAGUCCUGACGUCACGUCAUUCCAGAAAGUCACGUGACAUUUCCAGAAAGUCACGUGUCAGAUGUGAGUGGGUCAGUAUUCCAGAAGAAGACCGAUUCGUGCAUUUGUACUGGUGAAAUAUGUUUGAUUGUGUUGAAACAAAAUUUUAAAAUUGAAUUCCUUUUUGUAUUCUUUUUCUCUCCACGUACAUGGUGAAGACGUUCAAUAUGUCAUAUUUCCUGGGUGCUUUUAAAGAUCGAAAUGACAUUUUUAUUGUUCUAUUGAAGUAUCACAAUGAUAUGAAUAAGACCGGUUGCUCAAUGUUAUUUCUGUUAGUGUGUAAACUACCACCUGGUCUGCGUUUACAGCUUCAAGUGGUAUUUCCGUGAAUUCUGUGAUUUCUCAAAUUAAUAUGUGGAUUGUUCAGCUAGAUGUGAAGUAUCCUUGCACUAUAAUUAGUGAUUCACGUGUUGACAAUGUGGCAUAAUUGGUCAAUUUGUUGUUUUUUUUUAAUUGUAUCGCUUUUUGACCGCCUAUGUUUCGAGGGUCGGCUGUCAGCAAAUGUUGUAAAUCCUUUCUCUACAUCGUCUUGAAGAUUAUAAAAUCGUCCCAAAGCCAUAAAUAAUAUGCACUCACAAUCCCUUCAUCUGUAUAAUGGAGUCGUCUGUUCGACUGAAGUUGCACCAAUGGGACGUGCAGGUAAUUUUUGAUUGAAUACGACUGUUAUUACCUAUAUAUGUUGCCUAUGUAAUCAUAUACACACCGAGGUUCUUUUCAUACCCUUAUAAAUGUUACAUACGUUUGAUAAUGGAAUUCGAAGUUUGAAUCAGUUAGAUUAGAAAAUGGGAGUUUUACAUGUAUUUAUUCUUU